AUGCCCCGGUUAAAGUAUGCCUCCGUGCUUCGCUUUCUCGUCAUCUUGGGGCUGUUCUGCUUGUGGGUGCAGAUCAUGCUGUCGGCGUCGAAUGGGAUUAUUGACAGAGAUGGUGAGGAGCUGAUGAACUCAAACGAUACGUCUGAACAAGUUCUAGCUCUGGUGCCACCUGAACUCCACAAGUACCUGACGGUCCACACCAAGAAUUCUACUGCGAAUGCGACAGAACGCGCUAGUCCAAAGAACGUAUCAGACAUACGGAGAGCUAUCCAGAGGCAGAAUGACGCUCAAAUCAUCUACAAUGAGGACAUCUUCGGUCCAGUCCAAAAUGACACUAUCAUCAUCGCUAUACAGGUUCACACUAGACUUACGUACCUGCGUCACCUAAUCGUGUCACUCGCCCAAGCGAGGGACAUUGACAAGACUCUGCUGGUGUUCUCCCACGACUACUACGAUGAGGAGAUCAAUGCGCUGGUGCGGAGUAUAGACUUCACGAAGGUGAUGCAAAUCUUCUAUCCAUACUCCAUCCAGACUCAUCCCUACGAGUUUCCCGGAGUGGACCCGAACGAUUGUCCCAGGGACGCGCGACUUGAACAGGCAAAGAAGCUAAAAUGCAACAACGCUCUCCAUCCAGACCUUCACGGUCAUUACCGCGAGGCGAAGUACACACAGACUAAGCACCACUGGUGGUGGAAGGCCAACAGGAUCUUCAACCAACUGCAGUGCACUGCCAGUCAUACAGGAAUGGUGGUCUUCUUAGAGGAAGACCAUUACGUGGCAGAGGAUUUCAUCCACAUGCUGCAUCUUCUCCGUGCUACAGCUGACAAGAGUUGUCCACAGUGUGAAAUACUUUGCCUUGGGACCUAUUUGAAAACCUAUCAGUACCACGCCACUGGAGAUAAGAGGAAGAAGCAGCUAACCCUGAACUACAUACAGCAAGUGAGGGCCGCCAACGAAGAGAGACGCAAGAAGAUGCAGGACACACAGACCUGGAACUACCAGGUCUACCCGUAUCUGUACUCGAGCAAUCAAAAGGUAGAAAUAACGCCGUGGCAUUCGAGCAUGCACAACAUGGGAAUGGUGUUCAACAGGACGGUGUGGAACAACAUAAUGGAGCUACAGGAGCAGUUUUGCGCCUACGAUGACUACAAUUGGGAUUAUUCCUUGUUACAUUUGUCGCAGAACAGGCCCGGACGGGAGAAGUUUAGAGUGAUCUUGUGUAAAGGGCCUCGCGUGUUUCAUAUCGGUGAAUGUGGAAUCCAUCAUAAGAAGUCGAACUGCAACGCCUCGACGGUCAUCAGCAAGGUACAGAAGCUACUUCAAAACGCGAAGUCGCACAUGUUCCCAUCGAGGGUCACCGCCACCAUCACCGCUGGUGGGGCAAAGCACAAUAAGAAGCUCACCAAAGGAAAUGGUGGAUGGGGGGAUAUUAGAGAUCAGGAGCUCUGCACAAAUAUGACGAAGGUCGGGAGACAAAUGAGAAGAACUGACGGAUCUGAUCUGAUCGAAGUUUUAUAA
Molecule: messenger RNA, 1518 nt
Organism: Parnassius apollo (apollo)
Lineage: Eukaryota; Metazoa; Arthropoda; Insecta; Lepidoptera; Papilionidae
Source: the annotation of a GenBank genome assembly